CGCGGCGCGCCCGGCUGUCCCGGGUCAGCCCGGACCCGAGUCCAGGAAGUCCGGCCGCGCGGACUCCGCUGCUGCGGGCUGCCCUAGCCGGGUCAGAGCGGGGUCAGCAGCUCCCGCCAGAGUGGGGCGCCGGCCGCUGCCUCCGCCAUGCUCCGCGGACUGGCCAGGGCUGCGGCCCCGGCGCUCAGGGCCCUCCGGGCGCGGGGGUCUGGGAGCUGGGCUGGGGUCCCGGCGCAUGUGGUGGACCUGCGCAGCGACACGGUGACCAGGCCCGGGCCAGCCAUGAGGCGCUCCAUGGCUGAGGCGGUCGUGGGGGACGACGACUACGGCGAGGACCCCACUGUCCGCGAACUUCAGGAAGAGGCCGCGGAGCUGCUGGGGGUGGAGCGGACCCUGUUCGUGCCCACGUGCACCAUGGCCAACCUCAUCUCUGUGAUGGGUCACUGCCGGCGCCGGGGCUCCCAGCUCCUCCUCGGGCAGGACAGCCACCUCCACGUGUACGAGCAGGGCGCCGUGGCUCAGAUCGCUGGAGUGCACUCCGAGCCCCUCCCAGACCUGCCCCACGGCACCCUGGACCUGGCUGGGCUGGAGAGGGGGCUCACCCGGGGCCUGGGGAGCCGCUACCACCCAGUGUGUGAGCUCGUCUGCUUGGAGAACACGCACAGCAGCUCCGGGGGCCGGGUCCUCCCCCUCGACUACCUGCGCCAGGUGCACCUCCUGGCCCGGACAUAUGGAGCCCGGGUGCACCUGGACGGAGCCCGGCUGAUGAACGCGGCUGUGGCUCUGCGCGUGCCCCCGGCCCACAUAGUGCAGCACUGUGACUCCGUGUCGCUCUGUUUCUCCAAGGGCCUGGGUGCACCAGCAGGGGCCUUGGUUGGGGGACGCGCGGACUUCAUGGAAGAAGCGUGGCGCCUCCGGAAAGCCCUGGGCGGGGGCAUGCGCCAGGCAGGGGUGCUGGCCGCGGCCGCCCUGGUGGGCCUGGCUGAUGCCCAGCAGGUGCUGCCGAGGGACCAUGAGAAUGCCCGGCGGUUCGCCAAAGGACUCCAGGAGCUGGCGUCGCCCUUCUGCUCCGUGGAUCCCAGCGCCGUGGAGACCAACAUGGUGAUGGUGACCCUGGAUGGGCUGCCGCCGGCGGAGCUGUGCCAGCGCCUGCAGGCGGUGAGCGCCGAGGAGGUGGCCCAAACUGGCCGCGCGGUGCGUGUGCUGCUGUUCCCCUGGACGGCGCGGGCUGUGCGCGCCGUGUGGCACCGCGACGUCUCCGCUCAGGACACGGAACUGGCACUGAGGAAGUGGGAGUUUGUGCUGGGGCAGCUGGGGCGCUGAGACCAGGGCAGCUGGGGUGCCCGCAUCCUGGCUGGGGUCGGGGCGGGGUGUGGAGAUGUCCCCACGCCUCUCGGCCUCCACACUCGCAGGUGACGUCCCACCCAGUCACAGCCAGCCAGGCUCAGGACGGACAAAACGUGGCUGAGGGGGCCGGCGCUGUGGCACGGUGGGUUAAGCCCGUCUGCGAUGCCUGCAUCCUGUACGGGCACGGAUUCGAGUCCUGGCUGCCCUGCUCUGCACCUGCUCCUGCUGAUGGCCCAAGUGCUCGGGCCCUGGCGCCCAUGGGAGACCCAGAGGGGGUUCCCGGAUUUUGGCCAUGGCUGUUGCAGGCAUCUAUGGAGUGAACCAGCAGGUGGAAGGUCUCUUUCUUACUUUGUCACUCCAUGUUUCAAAUAAAUAAAUCUUUUUUUAAAAUAAAAGAUGUGAGGCCGGCGCCGCGGCUCACCAGGCUAAUCCUCCGCCUUGCGGCGCUGGCACACCGGGUUCUAGUCCCGGUCGGGCCACCGGAUUCUGUCCCGGUUGCCCCUCUUCCAGGCCAGCUCUCUGCUGUGGCCAGGGAGUGCAGUGGAGGAUGUCCCAAGUGCUUGGGCCCUGCACCCCAUGGGAGACCAGGAGAAGCACCUGGCUCCUGGCUUCGGAUCAGCGCGGUGCGCCGGUCGCAGCGCGCCAGCCAUGGCGGCCAUUGGAGGGUGAACCAACGGCAGAAGAAGACCUUUCUCUCUGUCUCUCUCUCUCACUGUCCACUCUGCCUGUCAAAAAAUAAAAAAUAAAUAAAAAUUUAAAAAAUUAAAUAAAAGAUGUGACUGAAAACAGACAAAACGGACCCUCGGGUGGUCAGGACAAUGCAGUUGUCAGAGAGUUGACAGUGAAAUAUGAAGGAGCCACAAGGUGAGGUAAAAUUGCCAGAGAAUCAGAAACUAUGACCACAUGGAAAUUCUAGAACUGAACAAUAAACCAGGAAACCUGGUGGACAGGUUUACUAACGAGACAGACACGGCCGGAGAGAGAAUUAACAAAGGGGAAGAUAAAUCAGGAGGAAAUUCAUCUGAAAAGCGGACCCCAAGGGUGGUCCUUUGGAAACAGUAAUAAAAUUGGCAAGCCUCUGCUGAGAUCCACCUCGGACAAGAGAGGAGCCCGGAUGACUUAGAUCGCCUAAGGAUAAACGUGAAAACA
Molecule: messenger RNA, 2496 nt
Organism: Oryctolagus cuniculus (rabbit)
Lineage: Eukaryota; Metazoa; Chordata; Mammalia; Lagomorpha; Leporidae
Biological process (GO): L-threonine catabolic process; glycine biosynthetic process
Cellular component (GO): cytosol
Molecular function (GO): L-allo-threonine aldolase activity
Source: RefSeq, a predicted model, not a curated record